CCAAGGCAACCAAGUCUUCUGAGGUCUAUCGCAUCUCGUCUUGCGCUCGUCGUCAAGUCGGGGAAGUACACCCUUGGUUACAAGUCUGCCCUCAAGCAGAUGCGCAGUGGCAAAGCCAAGCUCACGACCGUGCACCACUUCUCUGGCACGAACGUCGCACUUGGCACUGCCGCCGGAAAGCUUUUCCGUGUUGGGGUCAUGACUGUCACCGAUCCUGGAGACUCCGAUCUCCUCACCUUCGCAGAGGGAAACGCUGCAUAAAACUAAAUUGCGAUGAGAGCAGGAAGUAUAGGUUCACGCGCUCUACCAUAGCCAUAUUUCGUGCAAUCAGCGUGCUAGUAAUUAUGUUCGCUACCUGUCGUUAUGAUUAAUGCAAUGUAAGGAUGCCGCAACAUGUUCGCUGAAUAUAUCGUGU
Messenger RNA from Suillus bovinus, 415 nucleotides. Its product is annotated as 60S ribosomal protein L30. NCBI's taxonomy places the organism in Eukaryota, Fungi, Basidiomycota, Agaricomycetes, Boletales, Suillaceae. Gene Ontology annotation, cellular component: cytosolic large ribosomal subunit. Gene Ontology annotation, molecular function: RNA binding; structural constituent of ribosome. The annotation marks the transcript as partial. The transcript has 4 exons. The record is from RefSeq and is a predicted model, not a curated record.